Molecule: messenger RNA, 3489 nt
Organism: Pimephales promelas (fathead minnow)
Lineage: Eukaryota; Metazoa; Chordata; Actinopteri; Cypriniformes; Leuciscidae
Gene: efna3b
Product: ephrin A3b
Biological process (GO): ephrin receptor signaling pathway; axon guidance
Cellular component (GO): plasma membrane
Molecular function (GO): ephrin receptor binding
Source: RefSeq, a predicted model, not a curated record
GAGAGAGAGAGAGAGAGAGAGAGAGAGAGAGGAUAUGGCCAAAGAGAGCGAAUAAAACUCGCUCGAGCACUUGUUCGUCACACAAUUUGUAAGUGUGAAACAUUCCGCAGCCGCGCGCAGGAUUCUCCACGCGCAGCCAACCAGAUACGAUCUCACGAGCAGCAUCAACAAAAGAGAAUAUAGUUUUACAAUCACGGAGCCUGGUAAUCUCACGAGUUUUCCCAACGCUACAGGGUGGACAUAUACCUCUUUCCCGCAUUUAAACUCAAACCACCCGGCUGCCUGCACCUCCCUGCUCCGUCCGCGGAGACCCAUCAGCGCGCGAACAGUGGUGGUCUCCUGUCGGACCAUUGGAUUGGGGUUGACGCCAUGGGGACAGAGGGAGGGGGUCUUUGCCAUGGAUUCUGACUUUUUAAACACUUAAUAUAACAUAUAGAUUGCGAAAACCCGUAUCUAAGUAGUUGAGCGAGCUGCGCUUUAGGUCGCAUCUCUUCCUGUCCUUCUUUACCGAACGGGAUGGUUCCAGCGCAGAGUCGCGUGGGGUGAGAAGAUCUUGCAAAGACUGAGAAGAAAAGCGAGAGAUCGAGGGAUUAUGGCACUCUUCGCGCUCUGUCUUUUUAUUCUGACGAUCACCUGCACGAACUUUGACCUCGUGACUGCAGCCAGGCACGCGGUACACUGGAACAGUUCAAACAUAUCACUUCGUAAGGAGGGCUACACUGUGCAGGUGAAUGUCAAUGACUAUCUGGAUAUCUACUGUCCUCACUACAACAGCAGCCAGAGAGGUGUCGCUGAGCAGUACGUGCUCUACAUGGUCAGUUAUCGUGGUUACCGUACGUGUGACCCGCAGCUGGGCUUCAAACGCUGGGAGUGUAACCGCCCCCAUGCCCCGCAUGCACCAAUCAAGUUCUCGGAAAAGUUUCAGCGAUACAGCGCCUUCUCGCUCGGCUAUGAGUUCCACGUUGGGCACGAGUAUUAUUAUAUCUCCACACCCACUCAUCACCACGGGCGGAGCUGCCUGAGAUUAAGAGUGUAUGUCUGCUGCUCAACAGCAUCUGAUUCAGAUGAUGAGCCCCAGCCCACAGAGCCAGACUACACUCUAAGACCUAACAUCAAAAUCGAUGACCUCGAUGACUAUGAUAAUCCAGAGGUCCCUAAAUUGGAGAAGAGCAUCAGCGGUAGCAGUCCAUCCAGAGAUCGCCUUCUCCUAACCGUGGCAUCACUUUUCUUCAUCGCCCUCUCUGUCUCCUAGCAUCCACCUUCUAUCCGUCACCACACCAACGAGGCCUUGGGGGAAGGAAGGAUCCAGGGCCGAUAAGUUUGCCGAUAAAAACUGGGAAAGGAACAGGAAAUAAACGAAACACUUGACACUGCGGCAGCUUACGAAGUGUCAAGCACCAGCCCACAAUUCAACAGCUGUUUUCAUGUCUUAAAACAGCGACAUAGUUUUCAUGUCGUGCAGACGAUAGUAAAACAGAUAUGAACACCAUAAUGAGAACUAUGCCAUUUCGGUUUCAAUAGUGCAGAUUGUAUGUGUGUGUGUGUGUGUGUGUGUGUGUUUAUGUGUUUGUGUGGCGCCUUCGGUGCUUGGGGGCGGAGUGGAUCUUUCCUUCGCUGUGAAGGUUUGAUGGCCCCAUUUUCUGUCAAUUGGCAGGUUAAGAGUUUAAAAGCGUCUCAGAUUCUGUCUGAUGAGAUCUGAAAACGAAACCAUCGAGGAGCUCGGGUUACUAUUCGCUCGAACCCGGAAAAAUAUCUGAACAACCGUUCAAUCCAAUUCCAAAAGUGUUUGUUGCUCUCUGUGUGUGUUUUCUGUUGCCAGAGAGACGUUCAAACCGCUGGAUGAUCGUGUAAUUGCCGUCAGGGAUGAGUAGCAAUAUUCAUUUGAUGAGUUUAAACAAGUCUAUAAUAGAAAUCUCAAAGACUCUAAAUCAGUUCAUUUUGUACUUUUGUAUUGACGAGGCGACAAUUUAUAAAGCGUUAAAAAAAUCCAAUUACAUCUGAUUCUUAUUUGAACGUAUCGUGGUCACACAUGAAGGCAGGGGCCGAUAUGGUUGUUCUGUGAUGCGGAAAAUUGAGAAAGAAGUGAUUUCGCACGAACGCCUGCACAAACGCAUUAAACACAAUGAGACAAACAGAAGCCAAAUAGCUUUUUGUUGUUGUUUUCUUUCCUUCUUCUUUUUGAUAAAAGGUGCUUUAAGAGUGAGAGAGUGAGAAUGUGUGCGUGAGAGCAAGUUAGUGAGUGUGUGAGUGUAUUAGCUCAGUGAUGCUGGAAUAAUCUCCUCUAGACUUUAUGGACUUGAACCGGAGAUGGACACCUACACAGACACUGUACAUAAAACACAUGCAUUUAUUUAUGUGUGAACAUUGUGGACGAUCUCCGCUCACCACACUGAUACCCGCUGGAUUCGGAAGAACUGCAAACCAUCUUCAGUGGGAUUGUUCCAGUUGGAACCGGUUGUCACUGCUUGCUACUUGACUUCUUUCGGUGGUGAUCAGCAAGACCGAAUGGAAAUUGAGGGGUCUGGUGGUUAUAAUCCGUUUCUACGGCAACAGUUAUUCAGCUAUACACACACCUAAAGGCACUACAGUUCAGCAGGAAAUCAGAACAACACACACACGAAAAGAAAUAACAGCAAUUACUGGCAACAUUUCUGGUGACACUUUUGCCAAGAGUAAUACAAGCACACAAAUGCUUCCGGGCGGGUAGUUAUUGGAUUCUUACAAGCUUUUCAAGGGAUAAACGGCAGUGUAUGCAUUAAUUACAACAAGAUUCAAAAUUAAGGUUCUAACUCUUUUUACAUAGACUAGGACCUUAUCACGGUGGUAACGAUGACAUCAUAUCAUGGCUCAUGAUAAUAGCAACCAGCGCUGCUUCUCGCUCUAGAGACAUGCAAAUACUGCUUAAACUAGCAAUGGCAUGUGGUGUAGGAGAAAUGAUGUGCGGUAGAGGUUUUCUAACUUAGAUUCAUAAUGGAUACCUUCUCUCACAUCCACAGACUGUCUUUAAACAAAUGAUAAAGCUGUUAAUUGUAUCAUUGCUCUGAAAAAUCAUUUCAGUUUUUCUGGAACAUUACGUCUGCUUUUUAUUGCAUCACUACGGCUGGUGUGGGUUCACUGAUUUAGAGCGACUUCAGAACAAACCGAACGCUAAUUUGAAUGCUCUGAAUUAUAAUUUACAGACUUGGAUCUACAUUUAAUUUGUUUUAUGUUGUCUUUUGUGUUUUUUGUGCAUUUGGGUUUCGGGGGUUCUGUUUUUUGUUUUUUAAAUUGAAAAAUGUAAUAUUUCAGAAGAGUGGAUAAGGCAAAGUAUCACUCUUCAAAUGUUGCACUUACAAAAACUUGGACACGAGAAUUGUGUGUGUGCGUGUGUGCAGUUGUUAGAACUUGAUGUUUGUUUUAAAACUAGCCUAAAUUACCUUUCAGUGUGUGCGUGUGUGUGAGUGUACGAAAGAUUGAGACAUCAAAAGGUAAUAAAGCUAGAGGACGGUA